Molecule: messenger RNA, 3730 nt
Organism: Zingiber officinale
Lineage: Eukaryota; Viridiplantae; Streptophyta; Magnoliopsida; Zingiberales; Zingiberaceae
Product: probable LRR receptor-like serine/threonine-protein kinase At1g56140
Exons: 24
Coding region: 107-3274 (1055 amino acids)
Biological process (GO): protein phosphorylation
Molecular function (GO): protein kinase activity; ATP binding; protein binding
Source: RefSeq, a predicted model, not a curated record
CUUCAUAUUUGUUUACUAUAAAAGGGUAACAAUCUUCUUAUAGACACUCCUGCGAGAGAACUAAUUGAGAUAAUUUGCCCUUGCAGUUUUCCUCUAGCUCCGGGAAAUGGUGGUGUGCGAAUCCCAUGACUCUUUGCCGAGAGUUCAGCUGCUGUUCUUCUUCAUCCUUCCUCUGCUCCUCUUGCAAGGGAGGGUUGCAGCUCAAGUCAACGCUACAACAGACCCAAACGAAGUUUUAGCACUGAACACUAUCCUAGAGAGAUUGGGUUUGAGCACAUCAUCUCAGUGGAAUUUCAACGAUAACCCAUGCACUGGUGUUGCCAUCGAUCAAACUCCAAUUAAUAAUCUCAACCCUGGAAUCAAAUGUGACUGUACUUACAACAACAAUAACACUUGCCAUAUCACUCAUCUGAAGGUUUAUGCCUUAAAUGUGUAUGGACUUGUCCCCGAAGAGCUACAAAACCUACCCUACCUCUUUGAUUUAAAUUUAGCGCAAAAUUACUUGACUGGAUCUCUACCAGCUGUCCUAGGAAAUUUGACUAACCUGCAAUACUUAAGUCUAGGCAUUAAUGCCUUAUCGGGGCCAAUACCGCCGCAACUUGGGAACCUUCGAAGACUCGUCUCAUUGAGUAUUUCAAAUAAUUACUUCAACGGUUCAGUCCCUCCUGAGUUUGGAAAUCUCAGAAACUUAGAACAAUGGUACAUGGAUAGUUCUGGACUUAGUGGCGAGCUACCACAAAAUCUAUCCAAUCUCAGAAACCUACACACAGUGUGGGCUUCAGACAAUAAUUUCAUCGGAAGAAUACCUGAUUACAUUGGAACAUGGACAAACCUGACAAUCUUGAGGUUCCAAGGCAACUCCUUUCAAGGUCCAAUUCCUCCAAGCUUUGCCAACCUAAUUCAAAUGAUCGAUUUGAGAAUAGGUGAUAUCUUGAAUGGGAGCUCUUCAUUAGACUUCAUUAGUAAUAUGACAUCUCUAAGCACCUUGGUACUAAGGAACAACAAGAUCUCUGAUACAAUUCCAUUGAACUUUCAGCCAUACAAUGGAUUGACUUUUUUAGAUCUGAGCUUUAACAAUAUAACUGGCCAAGUUCCUCAGUCGCUCUUCAAUCUGAGAUCACUUGCUUUCUUAUUUCUUGGUAACAACAGCCUCACGGGUUCCUUACCUCGGCAAAAGAGCACUGCACUAAUGAACAUGUAUUGUGCCUCUAUUGAUCGGAGUUCCAUUAUGAUCCUAAUUCAGCAUGCCACUUUGUUUAUUUGCAGAGAUUUAUCAUACAAUCAGUUAUCAGGAAGCUAUCCAUCUUGGGUUAGCCAAGGAAACUUGCAAUUGAAUUUGGUGGCAAACAAUUUUGUGAUUGAUGAUUCCAACAAUAGCAACUUGCCUUCAGGGUUGAACUGUCUUCAGCGCAGUAUUCCAUGCCAUCGUGGUUCCCCAAUCUAUUCAUCCUUUGCGAUCGAGUGUGGUGGCAGUAGAGUAAUAAGAUCUUCUGAUAACACUGUCUAUGAGAUUGAUAACGCAAAUCUGACAACUGCAUCAUACUAUGUGACUGAUUCAACCAGAUGGGCAGUUAGCAGUGUUGGGCACUUUAUGGAUGCAGCUGCUCCUUCUUAUGUGAGGGCCAGCCAAUCUGAAUUUCUUGGUACUCGAGACACAGAAUUGUUUCUAACUGCAAGGUUGUCUCCAUCUUCACUAAGAUAUUACGGUCUUGGUCUUGAGAAUGGAAACUAUACCAUUAAGCUUCAAUUUGCGGAGAUUGCGUACCCUGACGUGUUCCCUGACUUCCCUGACUUGGCUACUUGGCAAAGCUUGGGUACAAGGCUCUUCAAUAUUUAUAUUCAGGAUGAUCUAAAAGAGAGAGAUUUUGAUAUAAGAAAGCAGGCUGGUGGCAGGUCCAUUGUAGCUGUAUCAAAGGAGUACACAGUUCUAGUGACGGAUAAUUUCCUCGAAAUUCAUUUCUUUUGGUCCGGCAAGGGUACCUGCUGUUUACCAACACAAGGAUCCUAUGGCCCGUUGAUUUCAUCUAUAAGUGUAUCUCCUGCCUUCACUCCUACCGUAUCAAACAGACUGCCAAGUUCAAAGAAAAACCGUGCCGGUUUGAUUGCGGGUAUUUCAGUUGGAGUUCUUGUUCUAGGAUUGUUGGCUCUAUGUGGAGUUAUUUUCAUCAGACAGAGAAAAAGAAUAUUAAAUGAGGAAGCAGUGUUAACAGGACUAGAUGUGAAACCUUUCGUCUUCAGUUAUGCUGAGCUAAGGGCUGCAACUGAAGACUUCAGUUCCUCUAACAUAUUGGGGGAGGGAGGAUUUGGCCUAGUGUUUAAGGGAAUACUGAGCAAUGGAAGAAAAGUAGCUGUUAAGAAACUCUCAACCACGUCUCAUCAAGGAAAGGGUCAGUUCUUAACAGAGAUUGCAACUAUAUCUGCUGUGCAGCAUCGAAACCUUGUAAAAUUACACGGUUGUUGUGUCGAUGAAGAAAAUCAGAUUUUGGUGUAUGAGUACCUAGAAAACCGUAGCCUUGAUCAAAUAAUUUUUGGGAAGAGAGAUUUGCAUCUUGAUUGGCCAAACCGUUUCAAUAUAUUAUUGGGUGUAGCAAAAGGUUUAGCUUAUCUCCACGAGGAAUCAAUUGUUCGAAUUGUGCAUAGAGAUGUCAAAGCUAGUAAUAUUCUACUCGAUGUUGAUCUUAACCCGAAAAUCUCAGAUUUCGGUCUAGCUAAGCUCUACGACGACAAGAUUUCUCACAUUAGCACAAAGGUUGCUGGUACAUUUGGCUAUCUGGCACCGGAGUAUGCUCUGAGAGGGCAUCUUACAGAGAAAGCUGAUGUCUUUGCUUUCGGAGUGCUAGCAUUGGAGGUUGUUAGCGGAAGACCCAACUCUGAUCGACUUGAUCACGAGACAGUUUAUCUUCUUGAAUGGGCCUGGAAUCUACUCGAGGACAAUCGAAAAUUAGAGGCGGUGGAUCGAAGCUUAGCAUCAUUUGACGAGGAAGAGAUCAACCGGGUCAUUGGAGUAGCUCUACUUUGUACCCAAGCAUCACCGGCGCAUCGACCACCGAUGUCUAGGGUCGUGGCUAUGCUUGUAGGGGAUCAAGAAAUCAUGGAUGUGACCGAGAGGCCUUCCUAUUUGCUCCUGUGGCAAUGUGCCGAGAAUUCUGAUGCUUCAUACCGAAGGCAUGUAACAGAGCGACCUAGCUUUCCAUUAUGGAGCACUGACAGUGUGAAAACCAGAAUUUUGUCUGUUCAAUCGACUGGCGACUGUAGCAUUGAUGAGGGAAGGUGAACUUGAUCACCAUGGCUGAAACUUCUGUUAACGCAAGAAAAUCUUAGUUCCAAAAGAGUGGCUUUGACUUUAGAAGUAUUCUUUCUUCUUCCUUCUUCCUUCGGUGCUGGGUGGGUGAAUGUCGACGGUCAACUCUGCUCAAUUCUGCUACAUAAAUCUGGGAAUCAAGAAGCCUGAUUCAACCAGGAAAGAAGAGGGCGAGGAGUGCAACUAAUGCGGAGGACGAAGGAUGAUGGAGUGCCAAACGGCUAUGUGCCAAUGAUAAUCGGAAUAGGAAGGGAGAGGUUUUUGGUGCACACUAUGCUUUUAAAGGUUCCAUUUUUCGCAACGUUGCUGAAAAUGGCCGAGCAAGAGUUCGGGUACGUGCUGCUAGUUCUUCGCAUCUCGUGUAAUAUUGAACAAUUCAGAUCAGCGGUCGAUGAAGGCUAAUUCAUACCAUUCCAUUUUCUUUCUCAA